This is a messenger RNA of Bombina bombina (fire-bellied toad), 1584 nucleotides long. RefSeq names its product cholinergic receptor nicotinic alpha 9 subunit (gene CHRNA9). Lineage: Eukaryota; Metazoa; Chordata; Amphibia; Anura; Bombinatoridae. Gene Ontology annotation, biological process: chemical synaptic transmission; nervous system process; signal transduction. The record is from RefSeq and is a predicted model, not a curated record. Gene Ontology annotation, molecular function: acetylcholine-gated monoatomic cation-selective channel activity; transmembrane signaling receptor activity. The coding region runs from base 1 to 1530 and encodes 509 amino acids. The transcript has 5 exons. Gene Ontology annotation, cellular component: postsynaptic membrane; synapse; neuron projection.
AUGGGGAAGGCCGGAACCUUUCCAGGUGACGAUGCCGCUGUUAUAACCAUAGACACGCAAAAAGCCUUUGAUUCCUUAAUAUGGGAUCACAUGAUUACGACUAUUAGGAACUUUGGAAUUGCAGCUGUUGAAUCAGCAAAAGGAAAAUAUGCUCAAAUGUUGUUCAGAAACUUGUUUGAGGAUUAUUCCAAUGCCUUGAGACCUGUUGAAGAUACUGAUAAAGCUCUUAAUGUUACUCUUCAGAUUACACUUUCUCAGAUCAAAGAUGUGGAUGAAAGAAACCAAAUCCUGACAGCAUAUUUAUGGAUUAGACAAAGCUGGUAUGAUGCGUACCUCACAUGGGACAGAGAUGAAUAUGACGGCUUGGAUUCCAUUCGAAUUCCCAGCAGCAUGGUCUGGAGACCAGACAUUGUACUAUACAACAAAGCAGAUGAUGAAUUUUCAGAGCCAGCAAAUACAAAUGUAGUCCUGCGCUAUGAUGGGAAAAUAACAUGGGAUUCGCCUGCCAUCACUAAGAGUUCUUGUGUUGUAGAUGUCUCGUAUUUCCCUUUUGAUAAUCAGCAAUGUAAAUUGACUUUUGGUUCUUGGACAUACAAUGGCAAUCAAGUGGACAUUAUAAAUGCUAUGGAUACUGGGGAUCUAUCUGAUUUUGUGGAAAAUGUUGAAUGGGAAAUUCAAGGUAUGCCAGCCGUGAAGAAUGUCAUUACAUAUGGCUGCUGUUCUGAGCCUUACCCAGAUGUCACCUUCACUUUGAUUUUGAAGAGGAGAUCUUCAUUCUACAUAUUCAACCUGCUAAUUCCUUGUGUCAUGAUAUCCUUCCUGGCUCCUUUAGGGUUUUAUCUCCCUGCAGAUUCUGGGGAAAAGGUAUCACUUGGAGUUACUGUUCUCUUAGCUCUAACUGUAUUCCAGCUAAUGGUUGCAGAAAGCAUGCCUCCUUCAGAAAGUGUUCCAUUAAUAGGUAAAUAUUACAUAGCGACUAUGACAAUGAUUACAGCUUCUACAGCACUAACCAUUAUUAUAAUGAACAUUCAUCUCUGUGGAGCAGAAGCAAAGCCCAUUCCACGGUGGGCCAAGGUAGUGAUAUUAAAUUACAUGUCCAAGAUAUUCUUUGUGUAUGAUGUUGGUGAGAACUGUGCAAAUGCUCAGAGUGAUUCGGACAGCAUAUCAAAUGACAGCUUUCAUUCUAUUGAUGAUUUUGAGGAAAAGCACAACAUUUAUGACAAAUUGAAUUUCCCAUUAUCAGACUGUAGUGACUUUGUCUGUGAGAUUGAUGUAAAUAAAAAGUUAAAUAGCGCCAUGACAAACCACUUUGGUCCAGAAUAUGAAGAAACUGGCAUCCACUGCCUACAUUAUAAAGUUCUGGCUAGGAACGUAGAAUAUAUCACUAACUGGUAUCGAGAACAGAAAGCAAUCAGCGCUAAAGGAAUUGAGUGGAAGAAGGUAGCCAAAGUAAUGGACAGGUUCUUUAUGUGGGUAUUUUUUAGUAUGGUGUUUUUUAUGAGCAUUUUACUUAUUGCUAAGGCAGUGUAAUGUGUUUGGUACUAAAGAAAGUUGUUCAACAUUAAAAAAGAUACAUGCUACUAA